Messenger RNA from Gracilinanus agilis (Agile Gracile Mouse Opossum), 985 nucleotides. It is a transcript of the gene TMEM243, whose product is annotated as transmembrane protein 243. The record is from RefSeq and is a predicted model, not a curated record. Lineage: Eukaryota; Metazoa; Chordata; Mammalia; Didelphimorphia; Didelphidae. Bases 390 to 746 code for a protein of 118 amino acids. The transcript has 4 exons.
GAACUCCACACUCCUUCCCCAUUGUUGGGGAUAGGGUUUGUGGAGGGAGGGCGGGUCGGGGCUGGGUAAAGGGGAGUGCCUUUCUGUACAACUUUCUCCUGAGAACCUGUUGGCCAUGUGAUUUUGGUAUCUUCCCAUCCCCCCGCAGCAGCAUCUCACCAUGAAGAAGGAAUCUAAGAUUGGAGGAAGAGGUCUCCGUCCCUGGCAGUGAGCGCCCACCUUAAUAGCCGUUCUUAUUUCCAGUCGCUAGUUUCUCCGCAAUGAGUACCUUAAAUAGCCAGCACCCUGUAUUGUGGGACUAAAGGUCACUGGGGAAGGAGAUGACUCUGUUUUGAGAGCCGCUCGAAGUGAAGCUACAGCUGCUUUUCAAAAGGACAAACCCGGGGAAUAUGGAGGACUUUACCACUAGGACCUAUGGCACCAGUGGCCUGGACAACAGACCUCUGUUCGGAGAAACUUCGGCAAGGGAUCGUAUCAUUAACUUAGUUGUUGGCAGCUUGACGUCCUUGCUGAUUCUGGUAACUCUGAUCAGUGCUUUUGUGUUCCCUCAACUACCUCCAAAACCACUGAAUAUAUUUUUUGCCGUUUGUAUCUCCUUGAGUAGUAUUACUGCCUGCAUACUUAUCUAUUGGUAUCGACAAGGAGAUCUGGAGCCGAAAUUUAGAAAUCUAAUUUACUAUAUCUUAUUUUCUAUCAUCAUGUUAUGUAUAUGUGCCAACCUGUACUUCCACGAUGUGGGAAAGUGAUGUUGCUAAUGAAUAAGAAUUAGACUGUUCUCAGCUACAGAUUAAGACUUGGAACAGGAAUUCUGGGUAAAGUAACUGAAGAAGCAGCAAGAUUGUGCAGGAAUUCAAUACAUGAUUUUCAUGUUAACUACAAAUCUAAAUUCCCUCUUGGAGGGGAGAUAAGACGUGACAUUGUGCUUUUCCUUUUUUAAAGAGCUGAUGGUGCACUUUAAAGAACAUUCCACAUAUAUGGAUUCAGA